CUACUCUUAUAAGUGAUGGGGCAUUUCACCAAAGUACAAAACACAUUGAAAUCAAUCGAAUUUAUGUGGAGAUCAAAGGGAACUGAGACUGUUCACCUGUAUAUAAGAGCGGGAGGCGAUGCUGAACAUGUACAACUUUUUGUGAGAGAUUCUGGAUUCAGCUUCAGCUGCCCAUUCUGCACCGACAGCAUGUCUCUCCGGUGGUCUGCAAUCCUGCUGCAGCGGGCGGCAACGCCUUUGAUGCAGCCAGCCAGGACUCUUUAUAAUCGAGGAAAGUCUACCCUGGUGUCGGCAUCAUUGAGAGCUGAUGUAACAUCCCAGUCACCCAAGAUCACGUCUGCUCUCCCAGCCCAUCACCUUUCUGCCAAAGUCUUAUUUGACAAUGAUACUGUUGCUGAUUUUAAAUACAUUUGGCUAAGGGACAACUGUCAGUGCCCCUCAUGUAUUGACAUCAGCACAAAGCAGAAGCUAGUGGACACUACUGCACUAGACCUGAAUGUGAAGCCUGAGUCCCUCAUCAUCAACAGUGAAGGUCACCUGGAAAUUGUAUGGUCUGACAAGAGUGGCUCACAUAAAUCUGAAUAUGGUGCAGAAUGGCUGCUUAAGUAUGGACAAUCUUUCAUGCACAACAACUUUGAGAGUGACAACAUAGAUGUGGAUAUCAUGUCCCUUAGACCUGAAAUUGAGCCUUGGGAUCGCACCACUAUCUGGGCCAAUUUCCCUGAAUUAUCCUAUACUGAAAUGAUGGAAAGUGAUAAUGGCCUCAGGGAGUGGCUUGAAAUAUUCUAUAAGUAUGGUGUGGCAGUGCUCCGUGGAGUACCACAAGAGAAAAACAAGAUUAUUGAGGUAGUGAAUCGAUUUGCAUAUGUGAAGGAGACACAGUAUGGCCGCACCUUUGAUGUCAUCAAUAAGCCUGUGGAGGGUGCCCAUCUAGCAUACACUGGGGUAGCUCUGGCUCACCAUACAGACAUGAACUACAGGGAGAAGAGUCCAGGCAUGCAGCUUCUCCACUGCCUCAAGGCAAAUAACCCAAAGCUUUCCGGAGAUGAUCCUGGUGGACGUUCCUUCUUUGCGGAUAGUUUCAAGAUUGCUUCCUGGCUAGAGGAGAAUGAACCUGCAGCAUAUCAUGUUCUUACCUCCACACCAGUGAGAUUUUCUAUUAAGAAUGAGGGUCAGCAGUACUCUGCUGUGUGGCCCAUCCUCUGCACUAAUGCAAGUGGAGACAUCACAGAGGUGCACUAUAACAAUCGUACCAUGAAGCCUCUGCAGGCACCCACACAUGUAGUGACACCUUUCUAUCAUGCUUACAAGCUAUUCUCAGACAAACUUCAAGAGCCAUCAGCCAGUCUGGAAUUUAACAUGGUUCCAGGUGACCUAGUGGCAUUUAACAACCGUAGAGUUCUUCAUGGUCGCACUGCUUUUGAUGCUUCAAAGGUGGACAGACACCUAGUUGGUUGCUAUGUUGAUAUUGAUGAAGCCUUUUCUAAGUACGAUUCCCUGCUGGCAAAGUUUCGCAGAAAAUGAUUGUGCUGGUGUGAACAGUUAUAGUGGUGGUAGUUAAAGAGAUGAUUUAGCUGCCUUACAGGUCAUAAAAAUUCUAAUAAUCUUAGGCUAGAUGUACUACAUGUAUUAUCAAAUGCAUCUUGAUAGAGCACUACUAAGUUAUGCUGCCUUCAGAAAACUGAUUCUACAAAUAUUACAUGAGGUGAAAGUACAUGCUAAUGUAAGUGAAAAAUGUUCCAUACAAAUAUGCCUGGUCAUGAUGGCAUAAGUUCAAUCUUGACCCCAGCAGCUACUCUUUCUUUAUCAUGCUUUCUAAAAAUUUUUGAGCUUCACAGUAUCCCAAAACAAGAUAAGUAGUAGUGAUAAUGAACCAGAUUUACUGAUAAACAUCAUACCUGGGUGCAAUGACAAUAUAUAUAUAUAUAUAUAUAUAUAUAUAUAUAUAUAUAUAUAUAUAUAUAUAUAUAUAUAUAUAUAUAUAUAUAUAUACAGUCAAAGCGGAAAAGGCUGGCCGGGUCGCUCUUUUAUGACUGCACAAGCAUUUGCAUCUUCCCUACUUUACCACAAAAAGUUAACAAAAAUAUAAACAUCAAAACAGUCAUUGAACACUCGCCGACAUCUCUAGUUACUUAUUUGAAGAUAAACUGGUCUUCUUGAUUAAGUUAAGAUGAGUUGGAAUAGAGUUGGCCAGAUGUUAAAGUGUGGAGUCAGGAAUCCUAUCCCAGGCAGUGCACAACUCUACCUCUAAUUUUUCUACUGUAGAAGUGUCUCUUUCCCUCAAUUCCCUCUUCAAGAUAGUCCACAAGUUCUCAAUAGGGCUGAGGUCUGUGCUGUUACUUGACCACUCAGAAAUAUAUUCAAUCUCAUUAAUUUUAAGCCAGUGUUUUACUGAAUUUGCUCUGUGUGCUUGAGCCUCGUCAUGCUGGAGAAUCUCUGCAUUACUGUUUGCAAAACACUCCCCCAAGUGUUCCUCUAAGAUGUUGAGAUAAACUUGCUGGUUUACCAUAAAAUUCUGUGGAAGCACCACUAGUGGCCCAUUACCCUGAUAUCCAAAAGCAGCCCAUACCAUAAGUGAUGCAGGGUGUUUUACCAUAAGGGCACAGUACUUGGGAUCAUUCAUACGAACACCCCUCCUCACCCACACUCUCUUUCCCUUCAUGUCACUGACAAUGAAGACUGAUUCAUCAGUCCACAGGAAGCUAUGCCAUUUUUACAAUGGCCACUUCAAGUAUUUAGAAGCAAAUGCCUUUCGAGCUUUAUUUUGCAGUUCAUUUAAAGCUGAUUUGCGACGAGCUGCCACUUUCUUGUAUUCGAGGCGCAAAUGCAGUGCGUCAGACACUGUUCUAACGGCAACAUUACCAAGUAUCUGAGGAUUUUCCUCCUUCAGUUUCCCUGCCGUAAGAGUGGGAGUGACAUCCACGCUCCACUUCAGGACUCUGAGUGAAGUUUCACUUAUUUUCCUGGGUCUCCCAGUACGUAGUUUUAACUGGGAUUGGAACACGAGCACCGCCAGAUGCUUUGAAUUUUUGCAACUUAGCAGUGAAUACUUCUCUCACUCACACUAAUUUCAUUUACUAUUUCUUUUGUUUGAAGGCCUAAUUCAUGACACUAGAUCACCCUGACCCUUGUAUCAUGUUCAAGAGGCUUCCCACUCAAUUAUUCAACACAAACACCAACAAAUUUUAGGAGCACAGGACAGCGGCCACUCUGAAACAUUAAUGUAUCAAAUGACACUGAGACAUGAUUUAUGUCAUCUAUAGUUACUGAGUGAUGGGUGACAGCUAGAGUAAAGUUGCUUUGUAGCCAAUUUUACUAGGGGCAUUUUUCCCUUCACCGCCAAGUGCAUACUAUCUAAUCAGGAACAAAGGCCAGCCAGUAAUUAACCUGGCCACCCUUUUCUGCUUUGACUAUAUGUUUAUAUAUAUAUAUAUAUAUAUAUAUAUAUAUAUAUAUAUAUAUAUAUAUAUAUAUAUAUAUAUAUA
This is a messenger RNA of Portunus trituberculatus (swimming crab), 3485 nucleotides long. RefSeq names its product gamma-butyrobetaine dioxygenase-like. NCBI's taxonomy places the organism in Eukaryota, Metazoa, Arthropoda, Malacostraca, Decapoda, Portunidae. Gene Ontology annotation, biological process: carnitine biosynthetic process. The transcript has 11 exons. Gene Ontology annotation, molecular function: oxidoreductase activity. Gene Ontology annotation, cellular component: mitochondrion. The record is from RefSeq and is a predicted model, not a curated record. The coding region runs from base 16 to 1524 and encodes 502 amino acids.